AUAUAUAGAGCUGCUACCACAAAUCGCUACAUAUGCACUUCACAAAUCACAGUCAAAUUUGAGAGAGAGAGAGAGAGAGAGAGAGAUGGAAGUGAUGCAAAUACUUCACAUGAACAAAGGGGAAGGAGAGACUAGCUAUGCAAAGAAUUCAACUGUCCAGAGGAAAAUAAUGUCAUUUGCAAACUCAAUAAUUGAGGAAGCUGUAGUAGACAUGUUAUGCAGCAGCAACAACAACAACAACUUUUUCCCAGAGAGCAUAGGCAUUGCAGACCUGGGUUGCUCAUCAGGACCCAACUCAUUGGAAGUGAUAUCGGAGAUUAUAGAUAUAGUAUACGCCACAAACCACCGUAUGGGUCGACCAUUACCGGAGUUGAGGGUGUCAUUGAAUGAUCUUCCCGGGAACGACUUCAACUACUUAUUUGAGUCGUUGCCGGAGUUCUACAGCAAGUUGAAGGAAGAGAAAGGUGGCUGUUUCGACCGCUGUUUUAUAUCGGGGAUGCCGGGUUCUUUCUACGGCAGGCUGUAUCCGAGCAAGAGUCUGCAUUUUGUUCACUCCUCUUCUAGUCUCCAUUGGCUCUCUCAGGUUCCACCAAGUCUGAAGAGCAAGGUUAGCACACACCUAAACAAAGGAAAGAUUUACAUAUCAAAGACGAGCCCGAAAUGCGUAUUGGAGGGUUACUCAUCGCAGUUUCAGAAUGAUUUCUCCAAGUUUUUAGAGUCUCGUUCCGAAGAAAUGGUUGGGGGAGGACGCAUGGUGUUGUCAUUCAUGGGAAGGAGAUGUGCAGACCCUUGUACUGAAGAGAGUUGCUACCACUGGGAACUCUUAGCUCAAGCUUUAAUGUCCAUGGCUUCUCAGGGCCUAGUUGAAGAGGAAAAGCUCGAUUCCUUCAAUGCCCCCUACUAUGCUCCAUGCCCAGAAGAAUUAAAGGCAGUGGUCCAAGCAGAAGGCUCAUUCAUCAUAGAUCGUUUGGAGGCCUUUGAAAUUGAUUGGGAUGGUGGUCAAGUCUCAAGCAAUUCUUCUUCUGUAGCCCAAGACCAGAAGACCGGGUUCGAACCAAUGCUGUCAAGUGGGCAGAGAGUGGCUAAGACCAUUCGAGCCGUGGUUGAGUCCAUGCUGGCAUCUCAUUUUGGAAGAUCAAUCAUGGAUGAAUUGUUUAGGAGAUACAGUGAGAUUGUGGAUGAUCACUUGUCCAGAAACAGAACCAAGUACAUUGAUUUGGUUGUUUCCUUCACAAGAAAGCCCUAAUCAAUGAAAUCAAAACGAUUGAACACAACACAGAAAUCAGGCACAAAAAAUAAUUGGAUGUCUUUUCUGUGUUCAAUUCUAUAUUUGUUUCGUAUGUUUCUAGAUAAACUUUUUUUGUUUUUUUUUUGUUUUAGAAGUAAAAUUAUAAAUAAAUGAACUUACGUAGUUGUGUUUAUGAUAAGAAAAUCAAGUAAUCUGCGUGCAACA
Messenger RNA from Camellia sinensis, 1453 nucleotides. It is a transcript of the gene JMT, whose product is annotated as jasmonic acid carboxyl methyltransferase. Gene Ontology annotation, molecular function: methyltransferase activity. The record is from RefSeq and is a predicted model, not a curated record. Lineage: Eukaryota; Viridiplantae; Streptophyta; Magnoliopsida; Ericales; Theaceae.